AUGGAGAAUAUGCAUAUCAUAACAUUCCUGGUGGUUGUGUCGACCGCUUUCAUCUUGUUGGUAUGUGAUUCCAAGGCAGAUGUUGUUUGUGAAACUACAGACAAACGAAUGACUUGCCAAUAUGACAUCCCGAAAAAAAUACCUCCUGGGGUGACAGAGGUCUACGUUGAAAAUCACAAAGAUAUUAACCUCAGUAGGAACAGUUUCAGUGAUCCACGUUGGAAACAUAUUUUGAUUCUUCAGAUAUACCAAAAUAAGGCAAAAACUCAUUCCAUUCAAGUUCAUGACUCUGCUUUUCGUGAAUUGGAUUCUUUGAGUGUAUUUGGUAUCCACACCCGUGGAUUCAGUAUUGGUGAUAGACAUAGAAGUAAUAUUUUUCGCGGACUAGAAAACAUUACUGAACUUGAUUUUUCCGGAUGUGUCAAUCUUAACAGCAGCUUUGUUGCGUUAUCACUAAUGCAGGAUGGAGAAUUUACAAAACUUCGCACAUUAAACUUAAACGAAGUUAAUACUAAUACUGGAAGUAGGAAUAUAAAUUUUUCUCAACUAUUCAUAGAUAUGCUGGUAAAUAAAAGAAUUAAAAAUCUGAGUUUACGAAAAACGAUGAUUCAUUUUCAGCCGUUUAUUCAGAAAUCAGUUUCUGAGGUUACACGUUUCGAUCUGUCUGAUACGUCAUAUAGCCUGUCAUACAGGUUUUCAUCACCAGACGAUGUGUUUGUUCCGUUACUAAGGCUAUUUGGGAACACAAAAUUGCUGAAUAUCACAAAUUUUAAAAUGUUUGAUACGUUUUGGAGAGGAGAUCGGUUACGUUUUACUAAUCUUCACUGUACUGAUUGUACAGAACUAUGUGGGGUGUAUAUAUUUAACCUUUUAUUUGUUGAAUAUAUUUACGCAAAUAAUAUGCUUGUAGAUACUGGAUUUCCUAUUGAAAUAAUUAAUUCAACGUUUAACUUUACAUGCAGAAUGAAUUUAAAGGUAGUAGAAUUAAGGGAAAAUAACGUUCGUCGGAUACAAGGAACAACAUUCCAUUGGCCAGAUCAAAAUUUCCUGCGUUACCUUGAUUUGACAGGUAAUAAAAUGAGUUUUUUGUCUUCAAGCGUAACCAGUGGACUUACAAAUCUCACAACAUUUGUGCUAGGUGAAAACCGGCUGUCUGAUAUGUCUUCUUCUCCUGAAUUUAUAAAUCUGUUCGCAAACUGUUUAAAUUUAGAGAAACUUGUGUUGGACAGAAAUGGAUUAUCCUAUCUACCGGAGUCUAUAUUUCUUCGGAAUAAAAUGCUUACUUACCUUACCCUUAAGGGAAACCUUCUUAGAAAAGUUACUUUUAACACAAAACAUCUCAAGUAUCUACAACAUCUAGAUUUAUCUGACAAUUUGAUUCAUAUCUUAGAUGAACAAUCAAUGAAUAAUCUGAACGAUGUGAUUCAUUUCCAAACAUAUUCAAACAUCAAUCUGGAAGGAAAUCCAAUAGAAUGUUCAUGUAAUAGUGCACCUUUCAUAAAAUGGAUACAGAAACAUUCAGUAUAUAUGCCACACCGUGGCAUAAUGCUUAAUUGCACAAUAGAAGGCCGGAUAGUUGGCAUUGAUGACAAAACUGUAGCUAAGACGCAAUUUAUGUGUAUAAGGAUAUUGGUGUACGUAUCUAUCGCCUUAGCAGUAGUUUUUGCAAUAGCUGCAAGUACAGUUGUAUCUAUAGCCGUUCCUAAAUUGAUCAAAAGACGUAGAAAGAAUGACCAGGUCCGGAGAUUUCUACAAAAAUAUCAAAAUAACCAGAUUAAAGAAAACUUUCUGUGCUUACUGUCCUAUUUCAACACGGAUAGUACUGUUGCCAUUGAACAUAUCUACAAAAAUAUGAAUGAAACAUUAAAGGAAAUUACUGGCCCUGAAUCAGACUCAGUUUGCAUCGUUGAACGACAUUUUCGUGCUGGAGCAGAAAUCGUGGCCGAAAUAAUGAGAUUCGUAUCAGAAUCUUGUGUAAUUGUCUUCAUCGUGUCGAAGUCAUUUUGUCAAAGCAGCUGGUGUUGCUUAGAAAUAAAAGAAGCAUAUGAACAACAGAAACCAAUAGUGUUAAUUUUCUGUGAAGAAGUAGAUGAAAACGAAAUGCCUGCUCAUCUUAAACAAAUGUUUCAACGAUGCACUCGUGCAAAACUCGUGAAACAGGAUGAAGAGUUCACUGUCCAGCCUGGGGGCUGGGAAGGGCUGUGUGACUCUAUCAUACAUCUCGCAAGUCGGCAAUGUGCAGAAGAAUUAGAAUGA
Mercenaria mercenaria is the source of this 2256-nucleotide messenger RNA. Its product is annotated as toll-like receptor 8. Bases 1 to 2256 code for a protein of 751 amino acids. The transcript has a single exon. Gene Ontology annotation, molecular function: protein binding. Gene Ontology annotation, biological process: signal transduction. NCBI's taxonomy places the organism in Eukaryota, Metazoa, Mollusca, Bivalvia, Venerida, Veneridae. The record is from RefSeq and is a predicted model, not a curated record.